AUGGUGUCGUACCGCUUCCUUGCAACGCGGCUCGUCGCCUUUUCUGCGCUGACUUUGCGUUCCUUCGCCGUCGCGGAGGACGAACUCGCACUGCUAGCCGGCUUGACACCCUGUGAACUGGUGAGGUACUACGGCUACCCGUGCGAGGUCAGCCACACUACCACAGAUGACGGUUACGUGCUCGAAGUGGACAGGAUUCGCCAUGGCCACGACCGAUGCGCCUCCUCCACCAGGGCCAAGGAAGGAAAAGGACGUCGCCGCCACCCCGUGCUGUUCCUGCCCAGCUUCCUAGCCGCCUCGGACAUGUGGUUCCUCAACUACCCUUGGCAGAGCGCAGGUUUCCUUUUCGCCGACGCCGGUUUCGACGUGUGGGCUAUGAACUCGAGAGAGUCGAACCCGUACUCCUACCACAAGACGCUGUCGAAAGGCGACCCAGAGUACUGGCAAUGGAGCUUCGACGAGAUUGGGCGUCAUGACGUGGCUGCCUGUAUCGACCACGUGCUCAACGCAACCGGCGCAUCGAAAGUGACGCUGCUAUCUCUCUCCCAAGGUGUGACCAUCGCUCUGGUGCUGCUUUCGACCCGGCCUGAGUACAACGACAAGGGACCGCCAUCAGAUAGAUUUGUCUCUGCUGUUAGAGUGAUCGUUCCGAAAGGCGUCUGUGUUGGUUUAGAUACUUUGACAAGUUUCCUUUUCGCCGACGCCGGUUUCGACGUGUGGGCUAUGAACUCGAGAGAGUCGAACCCGUACUCCUACCACAAGACGCUGUCGAAAGGCGACCCAGAGUACUGGCAAUGGAGCUUCGACGAGAUUGGGCGUCAUGACGUGGCUGCCUGUAUCGACCACGUGCUCAACGCAACCGGCGCAUCGAAAGUGACGCUGCUAUCUCUCUCCCAAGGUGUGACCAUCGCUCUGGUGCUGCUUUCGACCCGGCCUGAGUACAACGACAAGGUCGAUCUCGUCGUAGCGUACGGUCCCAUUGCAAAUAUCAGCAACAUGGGGUCUCCCAUGCCUUUAUUGUUGAACGUGUUUCAGCUUUUAACGCUUUUAAUGGACCCUGACCACAAAGGAAGAUUUGUAAACGUACAUCCUGCAGUGACAGUUGGAUGCCAGAUUCUGGGCGGGCUUCUCUGCACUUCGUUUAUCACGUUGACCUUCUUGAGCAGUCCUCGUCAGUUUAACCAGACGCGAAUGCCGAUGUACGGGGCCCACUACCCAAUCGGCACGACCGUUCAGAACUUGCACCACUACUACCAGGCGACGCCACCAGCCUACCCUGUGGAACGAAUCAGAACGCGCUUUGCCAUUUUCUCUUCCGAGGGAGACCGGAUGGCGGACCCACGUGACGUGGACUACCUCGUUUCCAGACUGGGAGACAACGUCGUGCUGCGCCACGUCGUUCCGCAACCAACCAUGCGGCACCUAGACUUCGCUGUGGGAUUCAAUGCGACUGAAUUUUUGCAUAAGGUUGCCAUAGAUGUCACCCGCAAGUACGCCGACUCGGGGUCGUGAAUAGGGUUUAUUUGAGUGCAGUA
Messenger RNA from Dermacentor silvarum, 1535 nucleotides. RefSeq names its product lipase lipl-5-like. Bases 1 to 1512 code for a protein of 503 amino acids. Gene Ontology annotation, biological process: lipid metabolic process. The record is from RefSeq and is a predicted model, not a curated record. NCBI's taxonomy places the organism in Eukaryota, Metazoa, Arthropoda, Arachnida, Ixodida, Ixodidae. The transcript is spliced from 11 exons.